CAAAAUAUCAUCAAUCCUGCUGGCCUCCUUUGCCUGCUAUGGCCUUGACUCAAGACAUUGGAGCUAUACUGAAUCUUAUGAUCCAGGUCCUUGUCAUCCUCCCUUACAGCGCCCUCACGAUACCACGACAACGACAAUUGCCUUCUACCCAUUCAAAUAACAGGACCACUCCUACCCAAGGGGCGAAAUCAGGAGCCAUGAUUUCAGACAAGGUCUACAAGCUCUGCACGAACAACGAGAGUGUAUCUGCACUCCUCGCCAAGGAUCCUACCAUGGCGCCUGGAGACGCAUGGAAGAAGCUAUAUGGUGUAAUUCUAGCUACAAAUUACUGGCAGAAUUCAGUCGCUUCUAAAUACAUCACAAACGCAAUGAAAGAACUAUCCCGAAGAGCCGGCGAGCGGGGUGAAAAGAUAGUAUUCAAGUUGGAAUAUGAUCGAGGAAGUGCAAAGCAGUUGCUUGAAAAUCACUAUGUUGUACCAGAGAAGGAAUAUCUAGGGAAGGCUGUUGCUCUUCCACGCCCAGAUGAGAUCCCGCAUCUCGACAUCCAAGUCAUCAAUUAUCACAAGCCUAUGCUGGGAACUUUCCAUUGCAAAUAUAUGAUCGUGGAUAGGAAAUACGCUGUUCUUCAGAGCAAUAACAUCCAAGAUAAUGACAAUCUUGAGAUGAUGACCCAUCUCGAGGGUCCCAUUGUGGACUCUCUUUAUGACAUGGCUUUGAUUUCCUGGCACAAGAAGUUGGAACCACCGCUACCAAGUCACAACUCACCGGCGGUCCAAGGUGGGCUUGGAUCAUUUGGAAACAAAAAUCAUGAUGAAAUAUACGAUCGAGAUGGAUCAAUCAGGGGACACUCGGCCAUUGUCCAUCCCGAGAGGAUGAAAGAGCAAAAAGCAUAUUCCUAUGAAUCUCGGGCCAUCAAUCAACCGAGUGUCAUCCCACCGCAAACUACAAAUGACGGCACUAAUAGUGCCGACAUCUUGACCGGGCCAAGUACGACUGAUAGUGUCACUCGACCCAUGGGAGUAUCUCAGGCGCCCGAAACAGGCGUUAACGAAGCCGCGCAGGAGGUGGGACAGAGACAAGGGAAUGUUCAACCUCUCCCUGAGAGUACUCAGCAUGGAUUCGAGAAUAAAGACUUGGGCAGAAUCGAGAUGCUACGUGAAAAUGCGAAAGCCGCUGCCACAACUGGGGAUAUGGAGCACAUCGUUCAUACCAGACGCGGCGACAAGAAGACCACCCCGGAUGAUCCCACAGACGGAAGUGCGAACGCAGAUCAAAGUGCUACAGCAACGAUUGGCAUACAUGGUCCGGAUGCUAAGACCCAAGAAUUCUUGAGUGCGGGGGAAGCAACCGUUCCACAGUCACAAAUCGAGCAUCCUUCACAAGCCAAGAAACCCCUCCCUGAGCAUACAGCCGACAACCCUCACUAUGACGAUGAUAUCGCUGCAGAGGUAGCUCGAGUCCAGACAGCUGUGUCGCCAAGGGAGGGCGAGACUCGCGUCCAGGCCGUGACACGCCAUCUCAACCAUACCAAGAACGUCGACUUCAAAGGAGAUGCUCCUGAGUAUGCUCCACAUGAGGAGAUGACUCCUUACAUCCCGCACCCUGUCCAUGAGCCUUUUCCAAUCGCUAUGGUCUGCCGCGAGCCACAUGGAACGCCCAACCAUAACUCUGUGUAUAAUCCACAGAACGAAGUUUGGCUCUCUGCUCUGAGGAACGCAAAGCAGAAUGUCUUCAUUCAAUUACCAACGUUGAACGCUGAGCCGCUCAUACCAGCGAUCAUCGAAGCUUGUGAAAGAGGGAUUGAUGUCUACUGUUAUAUCUGUCUCGGCUACAAUGACACUGGCGAGCUUCUCCCUAUGCAGGGCGGAACCAACGAAAUGAUUGCCCACAAAAUGUACACCACUCUCUCAGAUGCAGGCAAGCAAAAGCUUCACUACUUCUUUUACGUCGCCAAAGACCAAAGCAAGCCCAUCGUAGCGAAGAAAAAGAAGCGCGACUGCCACGUCAAAGUCAUGAUUGUCGACGAACACAUUGGCAUCCAAGGCAACGGAAACCAAGACACGCAAUCCUGGUACCAUAGUCAGGAGAUCAACGUGAUGUUUGACAGCGCCACAGUAUGUAAGGCGUGGAUCGAUGGCAUCAGGAGAAACCAGAACACCCAUAUCUAUGGGGAGGUUAGUAAGGAAGAUGGCAUCUGGAGAGAUGACCAGGGCAACACAGCGGCGGAUGUUAUUGGUGUUGAUCCUGGGAAGUUCAGUUGGGCCAAGGGAUUUAUCGGCGCUAUUAAUCGGGUCAGGGGCACUGGCGAUUUUUAAGAUGGGCGAAUGUGUAAGAUACCAAUGCCAGAUUCGCAGGACGGCGGCGUUCAGGAGGGAAUGAUACCAUGACUGGAUGUGAUGCUAUCACGAACG
This is a messenger RNA of Amorphotheca resinae ATCC 22711, 2411 nucleotides long. RefSeq lists its product as hypothetical. The coding region runs from base 39 to 2315 and encodes 758 amino acids. Gene Ontology annotation, molecular function: catalytic activity. The transcript has 3 exons. The record is from RefSeq and is a predicted model, not a curated record. NCBI's taxonomy places the organism in Eukaryota, Fungi, Ascomycota, Leotiomycetes, Helotiales, Amorphothecaceae.